ACCUGUGUCCCAAAGAUGAGGGCCCAGGAGGAACCUGAGGGACAGACGCAGCAUGAGGACCUGGGCUUAGCCGCGACCUCCCCAAAGGACCCCCCCGUGUCCCUGCCCACAGAGUCCAAUUUCGACAUGCUCUACAAGAUUGAGGAUGUGCCGCCCUGGUACCUGUGCAUCCUGCUGGGCUUCCAGCAUUACCUGACAUGCUUCAGUGGUACCAUUGCUGUGCCCUUCCUCCUGGCUGAGGCGCUGUGUGUCGGCCGUGACCAGCACAUGAUCAGCCAGCUCAUUGGCACCAUCUUCACCUGCGUGGGCAUCACCACCCUCAUCCAAACCACACUGGGCAUCCGGCUGCCGCUGUUCCAGGCUAGUGCCUUUGCAUUUCUCGUCCCAGCCAAAGCCAUCCUGGCCCUGGAGAGAUGGAAAUGUCCUCCGGAAGAGGAGAUCUAUGGUAACUGGAGUCUGCCCCUGAACACCUCUCAUAUCUGGCACCCACGGAUAAGAGAGGUCCAGGGUGCCAUCAUGGUGUCCAGCACAGUGGAAGUGGUGAUCGGGCUGAUAGGGCUGCCUGGGGCCCUGCUCAGCUACAUUGGGCCUCUCACAGUCACCCCCACUGUCUCCCUUAUCGGUCUCUCUGUCUUCCAAGCUGCUGGUGACCGAGCUGGCUCCCACUGGGGAAUCUCAGCUUGCUCCAUUGUCCUGAUUAUCCUCUUCUCCCAGUACCUGCGCAACCUCACCUUUCUGCUGCCUGUCUACCGCUGGGGCAAGGGCCUCACUCUCUUCCGCAUCCAGAUCUUCAAGAUGUUUCCUAUUGUGCUGGCCAUCAUGACCGUGUGGCUGCUCUGCUAUGUCCUGACCCUGACAGAUGUGCUGCCCACAGACCCUACAGCCUAUGGCUUCCAGGCACGAACGGAUGCCCGAGGGGACAUCAUGGCUAUUGCACCUUGGAUUCGAAUCCCCUACCCCUGCCAGUGGGGCCUGCCCACGGUGACUGCAGCUGCUGUCCUGGGAAUGUUCAGUGCUACACUGGCAGGUAUCGUUGAAUCCAUCGGAGAUUACUAUGCUUGUGCUCGCCUGGCUGGUGCACCACCCCCUCCAGUACAUGCUAUCAACAGGGGCAUCUUCACUGAAGGCAUCUGCUGCAUAAUCGCAGGGCUAUUGGGCACAGGCAACGGAUCCACCUCGUCCAGCCCCAACAUUGGCGUCCUGGGGAUUACGAAGGUGGGCAGCAGGCGCGUGGUGCAGUAUGGUGCAGGCAUCAUGCUGGUCCUGGGCACCGUUGGCAAAUUCACAGCCCUUUUCGCUUCGCUCCCUGACCCCAUCCUGGGGGGCAUGUUCUGCACCCUCUUUGGCAUGAUUACCGCUGUGGGGCUGUCCAACUUGCAGUUUGUGGACAUGAACUCCUCUCGCAACCUCUUCGUGCUCGGAUUUUCCAUGUUCUUCGGGCUUACAGUGCCAAAUUACCUGGAUUCCAACCCUGGCGCCAUCAACACAGGUGUUCCUGAAGUGGACCAGAUUCUGACUGUGCUGCUGACCACAGAGAUGUUCGUGGGAGGGUGCCUUGCUUUCAUACUGGACAACACAGUGCCAGGGAGUCUAGAGGAACGUGGUCUGAUACAGUGGAAAGCUGGGGCCCAUGCCAACAGUGAGAUGUCUACCAGUCUCAAGAGCUAUGACUUCCCCAUUGGAAUGAACAUGGUAAAAAGGAUUGCCUUUCUGAAACACAUUCCUAUCUGCCCAGUCUUCAAAGGAUUUUCUUCAAGGUCAAAAGAUCAGCUUCCAGUUCCAGAAGAUACUUCAGAAAAUAGAGAAACUGGGCCCGUGUGCACCAAGGUCUGAAAAAUUACUCCCAGGAAAGGUAGGAUGUGUUAGUCUAUGGUUUUUGUGGGAGGGUUGAAAAAAAUCAUUCUUAUAUGUUUUAACAAAAGGAAAACCAAACUACUCAGUUUCCAUUUUUGUGACCUAGUUGAGUGCCUUCAAGGGGAAGGUAAACUGGGUAAAAAGUCAAUAUAUGAAUUUUGAGUAAAAUUCUUUAGCCAUUU
Messenger RNA from Miniopterus natalensis, 2036 nucleotides. It is a transcript of the gene SLC23A1, whose product is annotated as solute carrier family 23 member 1. Gene Ontology annotation, cellular component: membrane. Gene Ontology annotation, biological process: transmembrane transport. Gene Ontology annotation, molecular function: transmembrane transporter activity. NCBI's taxonomy places the organism in Eukaryota, Metazoa, Chordata, Mammalia, Chiroptera, Miniopteridae. The record is from RefSeq and is a predicted model, not a curated record.